Drechmeria coniospora is the source of this 2004-nucleotide messenger RNA. RefSeq lists its product as uncharacterized. The transcript has a single exon. The coding region runs from base 1 to 2004 and encodes 667 amino acids. The record is from RefSeq and is a predicted model, not a curated record. NCBI's taxonomy places the organism in Eukaryota, Fungi, Ascomycota, Sordariomycetes, Hypocreales, Ophiocordycipitaceae.
AUGAAUCCCAACGACCCAAGCAACCCCAACAACGCGACCCCUCCUCCUCUGCCCUCCAACCGCGGAACCCCCUCCGCCGUCGCCUCCGCGAGACCGAACCAUAGCCAGCGUCCGAGCGUGAGUGCCGUCGAUGACUCGUCGUUGCCUGUGACCGCCAUGAGCGAAGACGCCGUCGUCGCCGCCGCCGCCGCCGCCUCCAAGCCUGCGGCCAUGCCCUUUGAUGCGCCCGCCUCCGCCAGCAACGGCGGCGAGAGGGUACGUUUCGGCACCCAUCGAACCUACGUCCGAAUGAGCUCACCAGCUGACAUUCUUCCCCUCUUGCUCUUCCCCCCCACACAGUCGGUUGUCGUUCGAUGCGAUACCUUCAUCACCACCGUCACCGUCACCGCCGACACCUCACCCGGCGACAUCAUCCAAACCGUCGCGAGACAGACGAAGCAUCCCGUGACCGCCUCCACCUCGGUCCUUCUCGAGGCCUACUCCGCCCUCGGCCUCGAGCGUCCUCUUCGCCGCUACGAGCGGGUCCGCGACACGCUGAAUUCCUGGGACAGCGAUCAGCAAAACUCGCUCAUCGUCGUCGCGAGCGAGACCGUCAGCAACGACCAGAACCUCGACAUCGACUCCGUCGACCGCACCGACGACCCGCCCCCGGGCUUCUGCGUCCAGCUUCACCACUCCUCCCGACCGGGCAAGUGGCAGAAGCGCUGGAUGACCCUCCUCGACAGCGGUCAGAUGUUCCUCUCCAAGCGACCCGACGCCGGCCCCUCCGACAAGGACAGCACCGUCGUCUGCCACCUCUCCGACUUCGACAUAUACAAGCCCAAGGAGAGCGAGCUGCGGCGGAACCUCAAGCCGCCCAAGAAGUUCUGCUACGCCAUCAAGAGUCAGCAAAAGACCUUCGUCUUCCCCAACGGCACCAACUUCGUCCACUUCUUCUGCACGGACGAUCAUCAGCUCGCCACCCGCUUCUUCGACCUCGUUCACGGCUGGCGGAGCUGGUACCUCGCCAGCAAGCUGGUGCCCCCCGAGGAGGAGAUCAGCGCUCCUCCGCCGCCGCCCAAUUUCAGCAACCCCUUGAUCAACAGGGCAAAGUCGAACAAGGAAACCUUGCGCAUCUCCAUCGACGGCAGCGGAGAGCCGCUCAUGGACGUCAGCGGCUUCAAGGCGCCCGACAUCUCGACCCUCACCCUGCCACCCCGCAAGACGUCGUCCAAGGGCUCGUCCGGGAGCAAGUCGUCACCCACAAGCCCCGACGGGCCCGGGACCUUCUCCUCCGAAGGUCUCCUCGGCGACGGCUACGAGAAGCGCCGGCAGGCCGAGGCGGCGACGAGAGCGGCCAACAAAUCGGCCAAAGUCGAAGGUCCCUACACCGAAGGUCCCUCUCUCCUGAACGGCGGCAUCCCCUCGAACACGACGACCGCCGCGGAGACCAAGUCUUGGUUUCCCUCGGCUUCCGAGCACACGGCCCGCAUCCGAGCCAAUUCCCUCCACAACACCCGCCGACCCCCGAGGGUGACGGAUCCUGACUUGCUCCGACGGGAGAAUCCCAUGCCUGCGCCGCUCCUCCAGUUUGACGACGCGACCCUGCCCCAGCCAUCGCGCCAUCACCAUCAUGGACCCAAGUCGAGCCCCAACAGGACCCGCUCCAUGGGGAGGCGCCCCGGCGCCGGCGGCGGACCGCUCAUCGAUUUCGCCACCGGCGGUCAGUCCGAGCCACUCCCGAACGGGCCGCCGAAGCGGACCGUAUCCCGACGAGGUCUCCCCGCUUCGGCACCUGGCGUGCAAGGCCCUCCGUCGCACGAGCUUUCCCGGACCAGGAGCCGCUCGAGCGCGGGAUCCGUCCGCAGCAGCCACUCCCGCCGUCACGGUCCCGACAACCAUUCUGCGCCUCCCGUGCCUCCCUUGCCCAACCGAUCCCCGCGCCGCGAUCAGUUCGACAUGCCGGUGUCUCCCCAAGGCCGCGGGCUGCGCCGUCCCGAACCGCUCGUCGACCGUGCGCGGUAG